CCUGAGCACGACCGCCAUGGUGAAGGUCCAGGUCACGGACGUCAACGACAACCGUCCGACCUUCUACCCGCGCCAGUACAAGGUCAGCGUGCGCCGCGAGGAGGUCAGCGCGGCGCCCGUGGUGGUCGUGGCCGCCACCGAUCCCGACGCGGCGCAGAACGGCCGCGUCCGCUACGACAUCGUGCGCGGCAACGGCAAGGGUUUGUUCCGGAUCGACCCCGACUCUGGCGAGGUGUUCGUAACGGGGCCGCUGAGCGCCUCUCCGACGGAGCACCAGCUGGAGGUGGAGGCGACGGACGGCGGCGGCCUGCGCUCGCUGGAGGCGGCCCGGCUAGCGCUCAGCGUCACCGACAGCCGCCAUCGGCCGCCAGAGUUCGAGCGCGCCCGCUACCUGUUCGCCGUGAGCGAGGACGCCGCCGUCCGCUCGGAGGUCGGCGCCGUGCGGGCCGCCGCCGGCCAGACAGGCGGAGAGGUCAGCUACAGCAUCUACACGGGCGAUCCGGAAGGCUCGUUCGCCAUCGACCCGCAGUCGGGUGUGAUUCGGACCGCCACCCGGCUGGACCACGAGACCCACACGUCUGUACUACUCAACGUGCAGGCCAUGUCGGGCCGGCCGCCCACCUACGGUCACACGCAGGUGAAUGUGACCAUCGGCGACGUCAAUGACUUCGUGCCCGAGUUCGAGUCGCUCGAGGCGACGCUCUCGCUGCCGGAGAACGCCGAGCUGCGCACGGCCAUCUACGCCGUGCACGCGCGCGACCUCGACUCGGGCGACAACGGGCGCGUGCGCUACCGGCUGCUGCGCAACCCGGAUGACGCGUUCGCGAUCAACGCGCGCGACGGCACGCUCUCGCUGGCCAAGCCGGUCGACUACGAGCGGCGGCGCGAGUACGAGCUGGUGAUCGCCGCCACGGAUAUGGGCUCGCCGCCGCUCUCAGCCAACCUCACGCUGCACAUCGACGUGCAAGACUUCAACGACAACGCACCGGCGUUUGAGCUCGAUGAGUACGAGGUGGCCGUGCGCGAGGACCUCGACGUGAACGCGCAGGUGCUGCAGGUGACGGCCACGGACGCCGACACGGGCAAUAACGCGCGCCUCACGUACCGGCUGGUCGAGUCGCCCAGCAAGCUGUUCGGCAUCUUCCCCAACAGCGGCUGGGUGUACCUGCGCGGCCAGCUGGACCGCGAGACGGUCGAUCUUCAUCGCCUCACCGUGCAGGUGACCGACAACGGCACGCCGGAGCGGAGCGCGCGCGCGCGCGCGGUCGUGCGCGUGCUCGACGUCAACGACCACGCGCCCGAGUUCAGCAACGAGACGUACGAGUUCGCCGUGUCGGAGAACUCGGCGGUGGGCGUGGCGCUCGGCUCAGUGUCGGCUACGGACCGCGACCUGGGCGCCAACGCCUCGCUCCGCUACAGCCUGAGCCCGGCCAACGGCAGCUUCCGGGUGGACCCGCGCACAGGCGCCGUGAGAACAGCCGCCGAGUUGGACCGCGAGCUGAUCGAGUUGUACGAGUUCUCGGUAGAUGUCUCUGACGACGGCUCCCCACCGCGCCACUCUUCCGCGCUCGUCAAGGUCCGCGUGCUGGACGACAACGACUCGGAGCCGCAGUUCGUGGAACCGCUGGACGGCGUCAUCAGCGUGCGCGAGGAGCAGCAGGCUGGCUCCGAGGUGGUCCAGGUGCACGCCACCGACGCUGACCUGGGCCAGAACGCCUCCAUCGCCUACAGUCUGGCGCCGGGUGUGGACGCGGGUGUGGACGGUGCGUUCAGCAUUGACUCGGUCACAGGCGUCAUCUCCACCACCCGGGUGCUGGACCACGAGGCGAAGGCGGUGUACCGGCUGGAGGUAGUGGCACGGGACGGCGGCGCUCCGGCUCGGCAGGCCAGCCACCCCCUCACCAUCAACGUGCUGGACCUGAACGACAACUCGCCCACCUUCACCACCUCUAGCCUGUCGUUCACCGUGCGGGAGAACUCGCCGAUUGGCUUCCAGGUCGGCAUGGUGGAGGCCAUUGACCGGGACGCCGGCGAGAACGGCCGCGUCACCUACACCAUCCUCAGCGGCAACCUCAACGACACAUUCGACAUCAACCGGGCGACGGGCGCGCUCAUCACCACGCGAGAGGUGGACUACGAGAUGGCCUCCGAGUACCAGCUGCAAAUUUCGGCCGUCGAUGCCAGCGCCACAAACCCGCAGAACAGUGAGGUAGCCGUCACCGUGCUGGUGCAGGACGUAAACGACAACGCUCCCUCCUUCGCCGAGGACCUGAUCCUGUUCUCUGUGGCCGAGGAUCUGGCGCCCGGCUCAGCUGUUUGGAACUUCACGGCCACGGACAGCGACAGCGGCCCCGACGGCAUUGUCAGGUACAGCCUGGGCCAGCAGUCGCCAGAGCCGGCGUUCGCCAUCGACCAGUACACGGGCACGCUCACGCUGCGGGACGCCAUCGACUACGAGCAGCACGCCGAGUACACCAUCAUCGUCACGGCCACGGACCAGGGCGAGGACGAGCAGUCGCGCCUCAGCACCUCGGUCACCUCGCAGAUCAUCGUCGAGGACGUCAACGACCACGCGCCCGUGUUCGUGCGCGCCGGCGGCGCCGGCCUGACCGUGCAGCGCGACGAGCCGGUCGGCCAUCCGCUGCUGCACGUGAUCGCUGUCGACGAGGACUCGCGCGACAACGGCCGCGUCACGUACCGCAUCGUGGACGGCGACUCGGACCAGGUGUUCCUCCUGCAUGAGGAGACCGGUCUGCUGUCUGUGGGCAAGCCCCUGGACGGCCAGUCGCAGACGGAGUUCGCGCUGAAUGUGACGGCCUCAGACCACGGCCAGCCAAUGCAGCAGACUUCGACUGUCGUUGGCGUCACUGUGCAGCCUGUGCUCGACAGCCGGCCCCUGUUCGGCCGCGCGCUGUACCGGGCCAACGUCAGCGAGAAGUCGCCCAUCGGCUCGUUCGUGGUGCGCGUCUCGGCCGACGAUCUGAACGAGGGUGGCGACGGCGGGCUGACGUACCACAUUCCGGACGGGCUGGCCGGCGACAUGUUCCGCGUGGACGCGCGCACGGGCGAGGUGAGCACGGCGGCGCGGCUGGACCGCGAGACGCACGCCACCCACGUGCUGACCGUGUACGCCCGCCUCGACUCGACUCCGCCUAGACUCGACGCCGCCACCGUCGUCGUCGGCGUGCUCGACGAGAACGACCACUCACCAGAGUUCAAGGGCUCCUGCUACCCGCUGCGCGUGCCAGAGAACAGCGAGCAGGCUGUGGUGCACGCUGUGGUGGCCGUGGACGCUGACAGCGGCAGGAACGGCGAGAUCAUCUACAGCAUCACCGACGGCAACGUGGGCAACAAGUUCUCGCUGGACACGGCGUCUGGCGCGCUCUCGGUGAGACCGCUGGACCGGGAGGUGCGCGACGCCUACCGGCUGGAGGUGACUGCGCAGGACCGCGGCUCACCGGCCCGGCGCGCCACGUGCGACCUGCACGUGCGCGUCCAGGACCAGAACGACAACGACCCCGUGUUCCAGCGGCGGCAGUACCAGGCCCAGGUGGCCGAAGACGCUGCCCUGGGCACUGACGUCAUUACGGUCAAGGCCACGGAUGACGACAGCGGGCCGAACGGCCGCAUCACCUACAGCAUCAAUAACGAGACCCAGUGGCGCUUCCGCAUCGACAACGACAGCGGCAAGAUCACCACGGCUGGCACCUUCAACCGGGAGCGCCAGUCCACCUACACGUUCGAAGUGCAGGCGAUGGACGGCGGCCAGUACAACGCGCGCGCCACGCGCGCCACGGUCACCGUGACGAUCGAGGACGCCAACGACCACCGGCCGGUGCUGGCGCGCUACCCGUUCACGGCGCGCGUGCCGGCCCACACGCGCCAGGGCGCCGAACUGUUGACCGUGACGGCCGUCGAUGAGGAUGAUGGCGCCAACGGCCGGAUCAGCUACAGCUUCACAAACCAGCCGGCCAACGGCCCAUUCCGAAUCCACCCGGACACGGGCGUAGUGAAGGCCAUUGGGUCCCUCAGCAAGGAGUCGGGCCGGCUGUUCCACUUGGAGGUGAUCGCCCGAGACGGCGGCAGUCCGCCGCAGACGGCCUCCGGGCUGGUGGAGAUCUACGUCGGCGAGCAGCGCGAGCUCACCACGCUGCGCUUCCAGAACGACACGUACCGCGGCUCCGUGGCCGAGAACGCCCCGGCCGGCACGGACGUCGUCCAGGUGACGGCCGUGCGCAGCGACGGUCGCCGCCAGCGCAUCACCUACAGCUUCGGCUCCGGCAACGAGGACGACACGUUCGAGAUUAACGCCAACAACGGGCUGAUCCGCGUGCGCGACCCGCAGCGGCUGGACUUCGAGCUGACGCGACAGCUGCGGCUGGUGGUCGUCUCGCAGGCCGAGGGCGCCACGCCACUCUAUGGGUACGCCUCAGUGCUGGUGGAGCUGACGGACCAGAACGACAGCGCCCCCCGCUUCACGCAGGACGAGUACAUCAGCGCUGUUUGGGAGGGCAACAACAAGGGCACGUUCGUGGUGCAGGUAUCAGCGACUGAUGCCGACACGGGACCUAACGCCAGCGUGGUCUACAGCAUCUUGGAAGGCAACCUGGACGACGCGUUCGUCAUCGAGUCGCCGUUCUCGGGUGUCGUCAGGACCAACAUCGUGCUGGACCGCGAGAUCCGCUCCUCGUACGAGCUGACGAUCGUCGCCACGGACCAGGGCCGACCGGCGAUGGUCGGCUCGUGCGCGCUGCGCAUCAGUGUGAUCGACGUGAACGACAACCGGCCGACGUUCCCGCCGCACUCGGUCACGAACGUGAGCGAGGGCGCGCAGGUGGGCGCCGUGGUGACGGCCGUCACGGCCAACGACGUCGACACGCAUCCGGCGCUGACGUACAGCUUCGCCGGCGGCGCGGCGCGCCAGGACGCCUUCGCCAUCGACCGCUUCACCGGCCAGAUCACGCUGACGGAGCCGCUGGAUCGUGAGGCCCGGCAGCAGUAUGUGCUGCGCGUGACCGCCUCGGACUCGGCUCACCUGGCGGAGACCAAUGUUACCAUCAACGUGCUGGACGUGAACGACGAGCGGCCAGCCUUCUCGGAGAGUUCAUACUCGGCCGGCGUGCUGGAGAUGAGCGGACCCGGCGUGGAGGUGCUGAGCCUGACCGCCACGGACCGCGACCUAGGCGACAACGGCCGUCUGACCUUCUUCCUGCUGACGCCCACCACCGAGUUCUACGUGGAGCCUGACACGGGCGUGCUCUUCACCAACACCACGAUGCGUUUCGAGCCGGGCCGACCGGUGCGCCAGCUGGUGGUGGGCGUGCGGGACGGCGGCCGGGCGUCGCUCAGCGCCGCUGCCGCCGUCUCCAUCCACGUGGAGGACAUCAACAACCACGCGCCGGAGUUCGAGCAGACGGUGUACAGGGCCAGUAUAGGGGAGGAUACGCCGAUGGGUCACGUGAUCAUGAAGAUCACUGCGGAGGAUAUGGAUGAGUCGCGUCACAACCGCAACAUCGACUACUCCUUCGUCAGUGGCAACGAGGACGGCAUGUUCCAGAUAGCCAGCACCAGUGGCGAGGUGAUCCUGCUGCGGCCGCUGGACCGCGAGCACCGCGCCCAGUACGUGAUGGAGGCGGCCGCCAGCGACCGCGGCACGCCCGCCAGGAACGCCACCGCCCAGGUGGUCAUCCAGGUCACCGAUGUCAACGACCACGAGCCCAAGUUCAACCAGUCCGAGUACACAGCCUCCGUGAGCGAACUGGCGCAGGUGGGCUCGGCCGUGCUACAGGUGCACGCCACGGACCGCGACGCCGGCCAGAACUCGGCCGUCGUAUACGACAUCACGUCCGGCAACGACCACGAGGUGUUCCAGCUGGACCGCGACACGGGCCUGAUCCGGCUGCGCAAGCGGCUCGACUUCGACCGGCUGGCCGAGUACCGGUUCAUCGUGCGCGCCACCGACCGCGACCGUGCGCACCCGCUCUCAGCGCUCGCCACCGUGCGCGUGCGCGUGCUGGACGAGAACGACAACGCGCCCAGCUUCCCGCAGCCGGUGUACUACGCGUUCGCCACGGAGAACGAGCCGGCCGGCCGGCCCGUGUUCACGGCGCACGCCAACGACGCCGACCGCGGCCGCUACGUCACCACGGCCGCCGUGUUCGACUACGAGGCGCGCGACGUGUAUGCCUUCACGAUCAGUGCUACCGAUUCGGGCGGCCAGACGGCUACGGCGCAGGUGCGCGUCACGGUGCGCGGCGUCGACGAGUUCGCGCCCGUGUUUGUGCGCUCGCAGUACCGACUGCGCGCGCCGGCCGACGGUCCGCCCGGCUACGUGGUGGGCCGCGUGGCGGCCACCGACCGCGACCGCGGCCCCGACGGCGUGGUGCUGUACCACCUGCGGACGCCGCACGGCUUCUUCCGCGUCAACAAGACGAGCGGCGAGAUUGUGCGAGCGGCUGGAGGUUGUGGCAUCUAG
Pollicipes pollicipes is the source of this 6475-nucleotide messenger RNA. Its product is annotated as protein dachsous. The record is from RefSeq and is a predicted model, not a curated record. Lineage: Eukaryota; Metazoa; Arthropoda; Thecostraca; Pollicipedomorpha; Pollicipedidae. The coding region runs from base 17 to 6475 and encodes 2152 amino acids. Gene Ontology annotation, biological process: homophilic cell-cell adhesion. The transcript is spliced from 29 exons. Gene Ontology annotation, molecular function: calcium ion binding. Gene Ontology annotation, cellular component: plasma membrane.